GAGAAGGAAAGAUAGAGAGAGAGGAGAAGAUAAAUGUGUCCCUUGCAAUGGAAGUUUUGUUCUUCUCAUUUCAAUUUCUUCUCUAAAUUCCUGAUUUUAUCCGCUUUCCGCCUCUGAUUCAUUCCUUUCAAUCCCCGCCUCUGAUUCAUUUUUUCUUUCCACUUCCCCUUCCUUCCCGCAAACCCCGAUGAUUCGUUCCACUUCGUUUUUUCACUUGGGCUCUUAAAGUUUGAACACUCAAGAUGAGUAUUGAACUCAUAGAUGAGUAUUAUACUCAUAGAUGGAGUGAACCAUGUCGCUUCAAUGUGAAAUUCUGUGUAGAUUGGGUUUAGCUUUUGGCAAGGAACUCUGCCUGAGAAAUCCAGUGAAGCCUUUGUAGUUAUUUAUGGAACUUCUUGGUAUUGGAGCCAAUAUGCAGGGUUCGAGCAACUAUCCGAACUCUUAUUUCAGUCGGGAUCGUAAAGGAGUUGUUGGUAGCUGUGUAUGGCCACAAAUCAGUGAGGAUAAAAUGGUGAACGGUCGACAUAGCUCCAAUGGUUUCUUAUCACCGUUGUCAGCGGGUCUGUAUGUCGAUUGUGGCCGAGAAGCGUUGAAGCAGAUAAUGAUUAAGCAAGAAUUGGUUUUUAGGGAUCAGCUUUUCGAACUUCAUCGACUUUAUAGACGACAGAGGGAGUUUAUAGCUGAGAUGAAGAGGGAAUCAAGUAAGCAUGAUGUUCGCAUUACGACAGCUCGGGUCUCUGCGUUGUGUGCUAAAGAUGCACGAAACUUCCCUGUGUAUAAUCAAUCAUCUAUUUUCGGUGAAGAAAAGACGUCGUUACUUUCAUGUCAAGGGAAGAACUUUCAAACAGAUUCCGACUCCGUUCUGAAUGGAAGUUGUUCAACGAAUACUUACGUUUCGGAAUCUAAGAGAAAGAUUUUGGGAAAAGUGAUGUUUGAUCUUGAACUUCCAACUGACAGCAAACACUCGAACGUAAAAGAUGAAUUGUCCGAAAGGCCUGAAAUAUCGAGCUGUGAUAUGAAGAGAAUACCUGAGAUUGUUCAUAUUAGUGCUAGAACACCUUUUCUUGCCAAGUAUGAUUUGAAUGCCUCAUUAUUAGAGAAAACUAAGGUCUCGGUUGAUUUAAACGAUCCUCCAAACUUUGAGGAAGAAUCGGGUUUUGGAUACGUCGAUUUAAACGAGGCUACUGGUCACAGGGAGAUCCUUUUCCAUGAGCUCUAUGGCAAAGCCAAUUCAAACUUUCUUGUUUACUCAGAGCAAGACAAAGAUAUUGCAAGUUCAAGUCUGUCAUCAUCCACUACAUCUUUGACAAAAUCUGCACAAGAUCCUAAAGAACACCAUAUUUUGGAUGCUGAGAGUUCCAAAAUGUUGAUAGAAAACGCUAUGCUUGCUGAAGACGAUCGCUCUAGCGUUAAGAACUUGAUAUCUAGAAUUGGGUCUGAUAGUGUAAGCAGCCCUCUUGAGAUAAGCUUCAGUAAUGGCACCAAGUCCGAGAGCGUAAAAGGAGAAUCUCGUCGCUCAUUCGACGCUUCUGCAAAUUGGAUCAAAGGUCGAAUCGACCUCAAUGUGUGCUUAAAUGAAGAAUGUUUGGCAACACCUUGUUGCUCCACUGAAAUGAAACAUUCAAUUACAGGAGAGUUUGAUGACCAAGUUGGAUCAAAUUUUCUAAACUCCAUUCGAGAUGAUGGCGAACCAUUGGAGGAUCUCGUCGCGAUUGCAGCAGAACGUUUGAUAUCUAUUUCAUCAUCGACGGCUCAAAAUUGUCAGAAAAACAUCAGCUGUCAGUAUGUUCCAGCUUCAUGUGAAUCUUUAUCCUGGUUUGCUGAAAUAGCCUUGAAAAAUAAGGAUGCUAAUGACUCAAAGGAGCUUUCACCAAAUUCCAUGGAUGACUUUGAGAUCAUGACAUUGAAGUUGAAAGAAACAAAAGUGGAAGAGUGUUCUUUGAUAGUAAGUAACCACGACGAGGCAGCGGUAAAACAUGUUUCUUCGUCUUCAUGUCAACUCGGGAAGAGCCGUGUGAGGCGGAGUCCGUGCAAGAAUUUUCAGACAGAAAUUCUUCCAAGUCUUGCAACUUUGUCGAGGUACGAGGUUAAAGAAGACAUUCAAGCAAUACGAGGUCUGAUAGAAGUUGCAAAUUCUCGAGGUAGAACGACAUGGACUCGAGGGAAGAGACGGUUAUGUAACUCAUCUUCAAAACUUACAGAAACUGUCUUAGGGUCAAUCAUGGAUCAAGUAAACAGUAGCAAGGUUCUACUUUGGGGAAAUAUUACUCGUCGUCGUCGGGGACAGAGAUAUCGAGCUUGUAAUCGAAAGAUCGUUGUAGGACAAGUAUAGUCAUAGUUUUAAUAAAUGAAGUUAUCUCAUACACUAUGGAAA
Molecule: messenger RNA, 2374 nt
Organism: Cucurbita moschata (crookneck pumpkin)
Lineage: Eukaryota; Viridiplantae; Streptophyta; Magnoliopsida; Cucurbitales; Cucurbitaceae
Exons: 4
Coding region: 386-2332 (648 amino acids)
Source: RefSeq, a predicted model, not a curated record